UUUUCAAGAAAGAAAUGUGGGUGCUGUGGGUGCUGUGAGUUGCUACUUCUCCACACCACCAUUAAAAUGGGAAGCAGAGCUUUGCUUCUUCUCAGACCAACAACAUCGACGAAGGACUUGUAUUUCAAAAGCCGCUUUUUAUCAGAAGCCCUUAUUGUGGAGAAGAGGAGGGUCCGAAGCUAUUCGGUUCGGUCUACAAUUCACCCCCCUGAUUUGCCUCGUUUGGCCGAAACUGCUCGCAUCUAUCUCACCCCAGAUGAAGUUGAAGAGUUUGCUCCAAAAAUUCAACAAGUGGUAGAUUGGUUUGGACAACUUCAAGCAGUUGAUCUCCAAAGCAUUCAGCCAGCCAUUAGGGCAGAUACUAAAGGUGAAAAUUUGCGUGAUGAUGUGCCUGAAACAUUUGAGAACAGGGAUGCCAUGAUAGCUGCUGUUCCAAGCUACGAGGAACCAUUUAUCAAAGUUCCCAAAGUCCUGAAUAAGGAGUAAUGCUGUUUAGGUAUUAGUAUCAACUGAAAAAAGGUUAGGAACCUAGGGCAUCGUGGCGUGACUAAGAAAAAGGAAGAAUGUGUAGCGGUGUUUUUGAAAUUUUUAAAGGACUAUUGCAUUUUCAGACUCCCGUGUGAAUUCUACAAGACUGGAUUUGUAUUGGUCGGUCAUAGGAAUUCAUGGUUGACAAUGUACCAAUUUUUUCUUGAGUUGAGUCCAAUUUUAUGAGACUGGUAACGAGGCAACAUCAAGCUAGUGUGUACAUAAUCUCAAGAUUAUAAUAAACAAAAAGCAAAUUAUGCUUAGAUUAGAGUCACUUUGUGCCCAUUGGAUUUAUCGCUCAUUGCAAAAUGACUCCAUUGUGGAGAUUACAUUUAUUGCUAACAUCCCAUGGAGGAUUGCGGUUAUAAUGA
Camellia sinensis is the source of this 899-nucleotide messenger RNA. Its product is annotated as glutamyl-tRNA(Gln) amidotransferase subunit C, chloroplastic/mitochondrial. Gene Ontology annotation, cellular component: glutamyl-tRNA(Gln) amidotransferase complex; chloroplast; mitochondrion. Gene Ontology annotation, biological process: regulation of translational fidelity; mitochondrial translation; glutaminyl-tRNAGln biosynthesis via transamidation. The record is from RefSeq and is a predicted model, not a curated record. Lineage: Eukaryota; Viridiplantae; Streptophyta; Magnoliopsida; Ericales; Theaceae.